UCUUUUAUGAAUUGAUAGAACUCGGGCAGGAAUGGUGUUGGAAUAUGUGGAAGGCAGCUCAAUUGAGCAUUAGUUUAAUAAACCUAAUAAAGUUAGAGAGAGAGAGAGAGAGAGAGAGAGAGAGAGAGGGAGAGUAAAUGCGCUUUGUUUUUUAUUCAUCAAAGAAAGACACACACAGAGAGAGAGAGAGAGAGAGAGAGCGGUGUCUCCAAUGGCGCGCCCACUGUAACUGAAACCUCCUUUCUCGUUUCGUUUUUUGUUUUAAAUUAAUUUUCUUUUUCUUUUCAAAAGUACAAGGAUAUAUCAGGGAAAGUGAAAGAGAAGAAAAAGCUACUGUGGUGUGUAUAUCAGUGUUACUGUUUAGGGCUAAAAUUAUAAGAGUUAAAAAAAACAAAAAAAAAAUAUAGCAGAGGGGGAAGAAGAAGAAGAUGAUGAGUUGGAGAAGAGUAUUGAAGUCCGUACAAGCGUUAGCCGCUCACAGUCUUCUCUUCUUUUUCACCUUUUUGCUUGUCUGUAAGCUCGACGGAGUCGUCUCCUACUCUUGGUGGUUAAUUUUCUUUCCUCUCUGGUUGUUCCAUGGAGUUGUUGCUCGAGGAAGAUUUUCAUUACCUGCUCCAUCAGUUCCACACAAUCGUCAUUGGGCACCAUGCCAUGCAGUUGUAGCGACACCAUUGCUUAUUGCAUUUGAACUGCUUCUUUGUAUUUAUCUUGAGAGUUCUUAUGUUCAUGGUGCUGCAGCUGUAAACUUGAAGAUUGUCUUUAUUCCAUUAUUGGCAUUUGAAAUAAUCAUACUAAUUGACAAUUUCAGAAUGUGUAGGGCUCUAAUGCCUGGAGAAGAAGAAAGCAUGAGUGAUGAAGCUAUAUGGGAGACAUUACCUCACUUCUGGGUAGCGAUAUCUAUGGUUUUCUUUGUGGCUGCUACAGUAUUCACCCUUCUAAAGCUAUGUGGUGACGUGGGAGCUCUUGGCUGGUGGGACUUGUUCAUAAAUUUUGGUAUUGCUGAGUGCUUUGCCUUUCUCGUUUGUACAAAAUGGUCAAAUCCAGUGAUUCAUCGAAAUUCCCAGACAAGAGAAGUUAGUUCAUCUACAGCUACUAUUAGGUAUCUUGACUGGAACAGUGGCUUGGUAGUUUCUCCCGAUGAGAAUCAACAUGAGGAUAGAAUUUGUGGUUUGCAAGAUAUUGGCGGCCAUCUUAUGAAAAUUCCAUUAGUUGGUUUCCAAGUCCUCCUUUGUAUGCAUUUAGAGGGAAGUCCAGCUGGUGCUAGAAAUAUACCACUUCCAAUUCUUUUCUCUCCCCUUUUCCUACUUCAAGGUGCUGCCGUGCUAUUUGCUGCAUCUAAGUUGGUGGAGAAGCUUGUUCUUUUAUUAAGGAACGAAGCUGGGACAGGGAUAUAUUUUAGAUUUUCUUCAAGAGCUCAUGAUUGCUUGGGGUUCUUGCACCAUGGUUCCAGGCUACUGGGAUGGUGGUCAAUUGAUGAGGGAAGUAGAGAGGAACAAGCCCGGCUCUACCAUGAGGGAGCUUCUGGCUACAACACUUUCUGUGGUUAUCCUCCUGAGAUAGUGAAGAAAAUGCCUAAAAAGGAUCUUGCUGAGGAGGUCUGGAGGCUUCAGGCAGCUCUUGGUGAACAGACAGAAAUUACCAAAUUUAGCCAGCAGGAGUUUGAAAGACUUCAAAACGAAAAAGUGCUAUGUAGGGUUUGCUUUGAGAGAGAGAUCAGUGUGGUCCUACUUCCCUGUAGGCAUCGGAUCCUUUGCAGUAUGUGCUGUGAAAAGUGUAAAAAGUGUCCAAUAUGCCGGAUCUCUAUUGAAGAGCGCUUGCCUGUCUAUGAUGUUUAGGUUCUAACUUCUCCAGCCUUUUUGUAAAAAUGGAUAAUGGAUUGGAGUGCACAGAGAACGCAGAAUAACUUUAACAGGGAAGUUCUUUUCUUUUAUGAUUGACUGGAACUUCUACAGCAGGGAGUACAGUAACAUGAGAAAGCAUUAGAAGAGUACAGAAAACACAGUUGCUAUACUUAUAUCAACCCCCUUUUCUUUUUCAUUAGUUCCAAAAGAAGAAAAAAUGUAAAUAAUAUUGGUUUUGAUUGGUGCAUUUCAACUCCCAAGCUUUUGUCACUGUGCAGACGUCUACUAGAAAUGUGAGAGUUGUAUAAUAUAUGCUCUUAUUUACAGAAAUCACUCUUGAAUGGGACACGCAUAAUUUCAGUGGUUUGGUAUGA
Messenger RNA from Ricinus communis (castor bean), 2215 nucleotides. RefSeq lists its product as uncharacterized. The transcript is spliced from 15 exons. Lineage: Eukaryota; Viridiplantae; Streptophyta; Magnoliopsida; Malpighiales; Euphorbiaceae. Bases 429 to 1835 code for a protein of 468 amino acids. The record is from RefSeq and is a predicted model, not a curated record.